AUGCGUCGUCCGGUGAUGUCGGGACCGGGUAUCUACGAUCCGACAACGAUUUUGAACCGCAAUGAGUUGAGCGCUUCGCUUCGUGCUAGCUGGACUAAGCUGGCGUUUUAUCUCCUCUCAUUUUUCUAUUAUCUCUAUGCGUUGAUCUACACGUUGGUGACCUCGAGCAGCAGCUAG
Messenger RNA from Angiostrongylus costaricensis, 177 nucleotides. NCBI's taxonomy places the organism in Eukaryota, Metazoa, Nematoda, Chromadorea, Rhabditida, Metastrongylidae. The record is from the annotation of a GenBank genome assembly.